AUGGAAUGGAUGUGCGAUGCCUGCCAUAGUAGUGAAAGCCAAGGAGCACGAUACAAAUGCCUGGCGUGCCCGGACUUCGACCUCUGCUCUUCGUGCGCUGCCGGACAGAAUCACACCAGUCAUCCGAUGCUUCGCCUCCCAUUCUCCCACAGACGACCGACGCCGUUGGCCGAUCUGAAACCGCCCAGGCGUCCGCCGCCUCCCAAGCCGCACAGAUCGGGGGGAUCUGAUCAGAAGACGACCGCUCCAACGACGCUAUCUUCUGGAAAUUCCGGAAAAUCCAACGAGGGUGAGCGACGAUUCGACAGCAUCCGUCUCAAGGCAAUUACAUAUGCUUACUAUCUUCAACUCGGGCCUGAGGGAUUGUGCUCAUUUGCUUCAGAUAUCUCUUUUCGGGAAAUCCUUCCAGGUGCUGAGGACGAAAACCUAUGCAAGCUGUGCCUGGAGGCGGAGUUGAACUGCGCGUUCGUCGACUGCGGCCACAUGGUCGCCUGCCUCCCUUGCGCGCAGAUGGUUCGGAAUUGUCCCAUUUGCCGGAAGGUCAUCACAAGCCGGAUCCGUAUCUUUAAGGCGUGA
Molecule: messenger RNA, 576 nt
Organism: Darwinula stevensoni
Lineage: Eukaryota; Metazoa; Arthropoda; Ostracoda; Podocopida; Darwinulidae
Source: the annotation of a GenBank genome assembly